This is a messenger RNA of Chiloscyllium plagiosum (whitespotted bambooshark), 8911 nucleotides long. RefSeq names its product zinc finger protein 518A (gene znf518a). NCBI's taxonomy places the organism in Eukaryota, Metazoa, Chordata, Chondrichthyes, Orectolobiformes, Hemiscylliidae. The record is from RefSeq and is a predicted model, not a curated record.
AAAACUGUGGAGAAGAGCCUAUAUCAAGACAUGGUGACUUUUACAGGGAACAGUUGUUGAUGUUUAGCUUGAAGAACAUUGUCCUGAAGACAUCUAUGGUAAUUGGGAAGACUUGAAAGUUCCGUUUUUAGUAUAUUUAUCUAAGACACUAAUAAUGGAGAUUGUCAGAAACUGCGUUAAUAGUUCAUUCACUACAAAUUGCUGACGUUUCUCUAAUAAUGUGCCAUAUGUUAGAUAGCAGCCAAAUGGUUCUAGGAUACAGAAAGAUUGAAAUAAAUACUUAUGGUGCAUGAUACAACAGAGGAUGAUCUUGUUGGCUGACGAAUGUUUAAGUUUUUUAGGUCACCUGUAGCACAACCCAUACUUGUGAAUUCAGAUUAAUUGGUGUUUUGCCUUCUGAAUAUUCACAACAGUACUUAAGUGCAAAAUAAAACUACAUGCUCUUCACAUCUUUUUUAAAAAAAAUUCCCCCCAAUAAUGAUCAAACAGAUUCUAAAUUGAUGGCCAAUGGAUGAGAAAGGGGAGUACAACAUAUGGAUUUAAAAUAUGUUUGCAAUCGUAGUCAAAAGUCCUUCUGACCCAACUGAUUGCUCAUUGUGUGAUCAAAAAUUGAACCCUUCUCCACUUGCUGCUGUUUCAGUUUGACACUUGGGUGGGUGUGCAAUAUUCAAACAGGAAGAAUCGCUGCGAUUUUGACGGAAGUUGUCUGUCAGGUACCACCACCUCCCCCACAGCCGGUUCAGUGUAGGCCAAGUCGGGCCCGUGCAGCAGCGCCUCCCCUGGGCCUCGGGCCGCCGCAGGAACCCCAGCAGCACAAUGCCCGGAUGUGACUGUCAUGGCAGCUCAUAGGGACCCUCUCACAACUUCCCAAAGAAAAAGAAUUGCUAUCACUCUGAAGAGUACUUUGUAGCCUGGUUUGUCUGAGCUAAAAUUAUGGAGAAAUGAUCUCUCUGAGCUGCCUUGUGAUAUAUAGCAAAUGGAAAGAAGACAUCUAACAAGUCUCCACAACAUCCUUGAUUAACAUUCCACAAAAAUUGAAAUAUGCAAUCUGACCAGAAAAACUUUGUACAAACUAAUGAAGCAAAUGCUUUUGCAGGUGCAGUUAGCAAGAGAUACUAUAAAAAGAAACUAGCUUCGUCAAUGAAAAAGGACAAAGGAGCCGCACAAAAGCGUGCACGUGUUCCAUCUAUGCCUUCAGUGACUCUGAAUAAGAAUGUGAAUAAUCAGGCUUGUCAAGAGCUGAAAUUUAAGCUUAAAAAUGUAAAAAUCGUUCUUUCAAGAUUAGAUGUGCAGAAAAGCAUCUCUCCACACUUGGUUGCAAAUGACAGUAAAAUUUCACUAACUAGAUGUCAAACUGCAAGAAAAUCCAUGAGGACGGGUGGCCGAACUUGGGUGGACCAUCGGAAUAUUUCAUUCAAGGAUAGUUCUUUGCCGCAGUCAUUGGAUGAUGUACCUAAAACUUCACAGGGGGUGGCAAAAGAUGUACUAGUAAAGGUUCUACGUUUUAGCUGUGAAAAAUGCAAAGAUAGUGCUGAAUACAACCCAAAACAGUUACUGAAACAUUACCAGGAGUUGCAUGCUGCAGAUUUGCCUGUAUAUCCCUGUGAGUUAUGUAGUUUUACUGCUAAUGAUUUUCAGACACUGAGCCAACACCGAUUGAAACAUCGCACUCCUCUUCUUAAGUGUGAAGUUUGCAAUGAUGGUAAAAUGUAUACUCUACAAGAGCUGAGAAAGCAUCUAAAUUGGAAACAUGGUGUAAAUGGUAAUUUUCGCUGUGAAAAAUGUCGGUUUUCUACGAAGGAUCAAGGCACAUUUAUUCAACACAUUCACAGACAUGAUGUGAUUCAAUACAAAUGUGGUAAAUGUGAGCAUGUAAGUUAUACAAAAGGUGAGUUUCAGAGACAUCUUGUUGUACACACAGGAGCUUUUCCCUUUUGCUGUCAAUACUGCAAAUAUGGUGCAACACGUAAAGACUAUAUCAUAAAACACAUUAAUGCUGUCCACAAGAGCCUGACAGAAAGUAGCAGUUCAAAACCAGAAAUGGAUUCAGGUCAGAAAGGCAAAUUGAAGAGUUCAGCGGGUCUGAAACUUGUUCUGAAAAGAUAUAAAAAUGGGGUGUCUCGGAAAGUACAGUGGAGAAAGAAAAGGCAAAUACUGCAUUUGUCAACUACAAAGGAUAAUGCUAAGAGAUCUGAUGAUGCAACAAAAAAGUUUAGCCAUCCAGUACAACAGUCUCCAGUUGUCGAUGUGAGUUUAAAUGAAAAAGUAGUUGGUCCCAAAGAUAUCAACAUUGAGAAAGAUGAUAUUCUGCGACCAAAGUCAACAGCUUCUACUCCACAGAAGUCAGCAGAUGCAAAUAGCUCUAAACAAACAGCUAUAAAGAUUGUUCCAUUUCGGCCCCCUGUCCUAAUACUAAAGAAUAAGUUAUCAGUGCCACCUAACUAUAGUGCUCAAUUUAUGGGCUUCAAAGUUGUAAAUGGCAAACAGCAUUUGGUAUUGAAGCUAAUACCUACAAGUAAACAAAAUGUAAGUGCUUCAGAUUCUCAAAAUAAAGCUGGUAAUGAUGGCUCUUUAUGUUUGCCUCAGAACACAGGAAAUUCAGAUGCUAAAUUACCCUGUACACAAACAUCACAUGCGAAUGCAGAAUUCAUUAGAUUAUCAAAUAUUAUGACAAAUCAGCCUCCUGUAUUAAUGGUAACAGACAAUUCUACAGCACCAAAGAUACAAACAUCAGUUCCACAGCUAUCUCACAAACUUUCUGUAACGAAUGAUAAGCUUGCUCAAGUUAAGGCAAUAGAGCCAUCAAUUAUAGGCAUGAGUUCAUCUCUCACAGGCAAAUUAUUAUUGCCAACAUCAUCUUUGAAUCUAAUUGAGUCCACAAUAAACAAAGGUAGACCAGAUAACCAAAUUAAACAAAACAAGACUUCAACUCCAGAAAACUCUUCCAUUUCAGAUAGUUCUUCAUCUCUGACGUUUGUAUCUUCAACCAGUAGUCAAAUUUCUUCAAAGGGAUUGCAAUGCUUAAUGGAGCAGGCAUCCAGUGGAAAAGUUAUGUCUCAGUCAGACAGUGAUGCUUCAUUACAUACCAUAAAAGGUUGCCAUUUACCUUUUAUUCACAAUUAUGCUAAGGUGAAGGUUUCUGCAUCAAAUGAAUCUUGUGACUUGAUGAUGCAGGGUGAUAGUUCAAAGCCAGUGACAAUCUCUCAACCAUCAGUAGUCCUUCCUCAAAGUACCUUUAAAGAUGAAUCAAGCUCUGGGCAGCCACCCAAAAUGGAAGCUCAUGGAAUUCAUAUGUCAAGCCUUCAGCAACUGCAGUGUAUUGUAACAUCUCAAGCCUCUAUAAAUUCAAAAUAUGAUCCAUUCAAUGGAAAAGUUUCAACAGCUAGCACAUCCAGUUCCAGCAAACCACCAUCAACAAGCAUUUCAUCCCAGUUGCUGCUUGGCUGUCAAAAUCCAGGUAUGAAUGAAUUUAAUUCGCCUAUGAUUCUGCAAAUGCUGGAACCUUCUGAAAUUGUUGAAGAAUCUGAUAUAGACAGAAAACCAGUGGCAUCAAAAAAUAUCUCUCACUCAUCUACAGUACCUACAAGUUCUACAACAUCAAGUUCUAAUUCCUUUUCAGCUUCAAGUCAACUUGGAGCUGAAACCCUAAAUCCAAGGUGUGAUGAUCUCUCUAGUAAUCCUAUUGUUGACUGCAACAUUAAUUCUUGCUGUGCAGUAUUAAGCACAGUUGUUUCAGAUCAAAGUAUUUAUUCUAACAAUGUUGAGGAACCUAACCAAGUUAAUUAUGAUAAAUGUUUGCAUAAUGUACAUUCUAUAGAAGUACCAAUAUCGGAAAAAUGUGAGUCUGAAACCUUAAAGGUUAGUGAAAUGGAAUUCAAAAAUGUCCAUGAAAUGCAAAAUGGCCAAAAUUGUAUGUCAGUGCAGGGACAACAUAAGCUUAAGUGUAUAAGUAAUUGGUCCUCUACAACAGAUCGGAUAUCUAGCUUGGAGGGAAAUACUAGAUUUCAAAAUAUCAAAGUGGAUGAAACAAUUUCUAGCAUUAGCUCAGGUUCACAAGGAGAGAUCCUGGAUUCCUGUAGAUCUGAAUCAUUUUCAGAAAAAUCAACUUGUGUGAGUAAACCAGACGUAGAGAUGAUGGACUGUUCUAUCAAUGAUAACCAGGGUCACAGUGUUACUGCAGAAGGCUUCUUGGAAGAGCAAGUUAAUGAUCGUAGUGUUUCCCCAGUAAUGCCUAGAAUUACAUCUGUGUUCUCGUUGCAGACUGGGGAUGGAAUGAGUUGCUUGGCACCUGAAGAAAAUCAGUUACUACUUGAUGCAUUGAAGGCCACCUCCGUAUUUGAGAAUUUUUGCAGUGGAUCACAGUGUCCCCAAAGUAGUCCUCCUCGUUUUCCAGAAAAACAGACCAGUACGUUUUCUGCAACAAACAAAAUGGAUUUACAUAAUUAUUCUAUUAAGCAGAACUGUUGGGCUACGCAGUUGGACUCUCUAAAUGACAGCUGUGUUUUAGGUAUUGACAAAUCUCUUGGUGAGAAAAGAACACAGCAGAUCCUAUCUCCAUCUGUAUCAAGUAAUUGCACACUACCAAAUGUUGCAAAAUUGAACACACUGUUAAAGACUCAUUCUGCUGAAAUAAUUAACCAGCAGUUGUUAAAGGAUGCAAUUCGUACUUCUGCUAAUGGGAGCAGUAACUCUUCUAUCGCACCUGUGACACUUCUAGGUCCUUUGCGCCUUGCUGGUAUUGCUAAAUCAGUUGUGAUCCAACCAUCACAGAAGGGUUCUGCAGUGCCCUUGCAUUUGACAAAACAACCUAGAUUGCAAGUAGUCUCUGGGGGAUCAGUUCCGCAGCCAAAAGUUGUUACGGGAAACUCUGCCUCCCUGCCAGAUAAGGGGUCAGGUUUAGUACUUACUUUUGGAAAUGGAGCUCUUGGUGCAGUUGCUAGUAUUGUUUGUGGUGGCAAUCCUCAGACGUUGGAUCGUACAAAUGCCAGUACACAAGGAUACACGCCGGUAUCUGACAAAAUCGUGCAAAAUACAUGUUCGUUAACCAGUGAUUCCAGAUUAGAUUGCAUGAAGACUACACCAGUAAACAGUUUGUCUUUCAAAGAUCCUUUGCCUAAAGAUCCUGUUUCCACUGUGUUUGACCAUCAUUCUUAUGCAAAGCUGACUUUUGAUACUAAUAACAGUUAUACAGCUGAGAAAGGCACAUUAAACAUAAAUGAUCAGGAUAAAAAAAAAAUUAUUGAACCACUUGAAAAUAUUACCUCUGUAUCAAGUAAUUCUCCCUCAAUUCCAUUAAGACAUGUGACUGUUUUGGGUUGUGAGAACAGUACAAAUAUUGAAAAUGUAUCAGACCAACAAACUGUUGUGCUUCAGUGUAUUGCAAAGAAACCUACUGAAACUAAACGUGAAGAUGCUAUUACAAAUUCUAGUUCCAUGCCUGAAGAAAAUGGGCCAUUUCCAAAAAAGAUUUUCUUGAAAUUUAUUAAAAGUCCUAGUGGGGAGUCAGGAAUGAAAAGCAAUCAAUUUCUGACAAAUUCCAUGGCAUUUCACAGUGAUGCUGCAGGUGACUUGACGAAGUCUUUACAGCAACCAAGUCAAACUGUGUUGUUUGCUGGUGGCUCUCCAUGUAUCCUGAUGCCAGUGAAUAAACCUGUGCUCUCAACUCCUGCAAAUGACAGCAUCCUUCCCCAACUCAGUGCUCAGGCUUCCUUUAAACUUCCUAUUCCUCCAGCUUCCAGAAGUUCACCCAUUCGAUCCGCUGAGAAAAGAAAUGCUAGUAAAGUCUCUUCAGUUUCGUCUCAGAGAUCUGCAACAAAACCAAUCUGCAGAUGGGAUGAUGAGAAAUCUGAUGAACUGUGGCAGCCACGGAAAUCAUGUAAUGAAAAGCUUGUUUUCAGAUACAGCAAGCGACUAAAAAAAAAGUUGGAAAAUUCUGCAAAUCCAUUAAAAACAGUAUCCAGUAGCUUUGAUGAACUUAAAGAAACAGAGCAAGAACAAAAAACUCCUCAAGUUAAGAAUAUCGCAUCUAAGCGUAGCAUUGUGAAGACCCUAAGACUUGUACCUUUUGAUCAUGGGCAACUUAUUAGAUGUCCGAGAAGAAACCAACCUGUGAUAGUGCUUAACCAUCCUGAUGUUGAUGCCCCUGAAGUGGUUAAUGUAAUGAAAACCAUUAAAAAGUGUAAAGGAAAUGUUCUCAAAGUAGUUUUAUCAAAAAGAACAAUUAGUGCUUUGUUGGAUGCUUGUAGCAGUAUGCAAGUAGCUGAGAAAGGAUUCCUCCUCAAUCAGGGCAAAAAGAUAAAACCGGUAAGCCCUGUCAAGGAAAGAUAUGUGCUGAAGUUAAAAUUGAAAAAGACAAGCAAGAACAAUUAUCAGAUUGUAAAAAACAUUUCGAAUAAAGCUAUUGAAGCUAGAUUCAGCUGCUGGUUUUGUGGUCGAAUAUUUGAUAACCAGGAGGAUUGGGUGGGUCAUGGUCAACGUCACUUAAUGGAAGCUACAAGAGAUUGGAAUAGCUUGACUUGUUGGUAAUGCAUUAAGCAUCAAAAGGUCUAAGAUUGAAAGUAAUUUGUGAUGUUCAUGUUUUGCCUAUGUCCAGUUCACUGCACCACUUCAGUUAAUGUAAAUUUAUUGGAGAGGAACUGUCUUAUGAAACCUGGAUGAGAGAAAAGCAUUUAAAUUUGAAUGUACUUAAAGGCCUUUAUAGACUGUUUCACAGUAUUUUCUUGUUUUGAACUAUUUAUAACAAUGGCUGUGGCACAGUAUUGGGAUUUACCUAAUACUUUGGAUAACACUAAAUAAAUGCACUCUUCAGAAUAUCUUCAGAAAAUUUGGUCGGAAUAGCCAUUUUCUUUCAGGUUUUAUUAUGACCGAAUAUCUUCAAUAAGGAGGGAUGUUACUAAUUGUGGUGUAAAUUUAUUUUAUAUUGUCAUAAUUGAAAAAUUUACAAAAGUGAACCUGAUUCAAAUAAUUGUAAUGUCUUAAUUACAGAUAUACUGUUAAGCACAGGUUGUGUGCUGGACCCAAGCAAAGACAAUCAUUUGUACUUUUAAUUGCUGUUUGCUAUACAAUAAGUUGCCAUGAAAUGAUUAAACAAUCUUUUUAGAUUUCUAAACAUUUGACUCUCAGUUUUCUGCUAUCCUGGUUACCCUCUAUUUAGUGAGUUGUCAUAAAAUGUGGAACUUCUUUGAUACAUUUUUUUCUUUGACAAGUUAUUUUGUGGUUAUAUACUAUGCAGUGGAGGAAGCAGUGCAGUUUGAAAAUUCAGCCAUUUGAUAUCUAUCUUUUAUUUUUGUCUAUUAAUCCAUGUCUAGGGGACAGUUGGUUUUCAUUGUAGAGUGUUGCCAACAGCACUGGUUCAAUCCUCUCACCGGCUGCGUUUACCAUGAAGGUACCACUUUCUAAGCCAGUCUGCUUGUCUGAAGUGUGGUGACACUCUGGUUAAACCACCAGAUACCUUUCUGUAAUGAGUCAUCUGUGACUAUGACGAUUUUACUUUAUCAUUGUAUGAUCCAUGGUCAUAAAGUGAAUCCGAAUUAUUCUCUGGUAUAUCUUGAGGUGCAUACUUUUCAGGACCUCCGAGCAUGAGCUCCAAGCUUUUUUUUGUAUUUUCAUGGGGUUCCAAAAUGGUUGGAGAGAAAAAAAUCCAAUGCUAAAUAUGUUUUUAAUAGCAUUCACAGUUUAUUCUUUUCAGAUUCUUUUCUUGAAAUCAAUUGAAUAUGAGAGAAUUUGCUAAACGGAAUCAGUCUUUGAAAAGGUUGGUCUAUGUGUGGCUGCAGGUUCAAUGUUUGGCAGGCAUAGAGAAUUAUUGCAGGGUGUGGCGAAAGAUGAUGACUAAUUGGGUACCCCUUUCAAAGAGUGUAAUGAUUAAUGUAACCUCAUCUGUAUUGUACUGCAAAUAUGUGAAAAUAAAAUCGUGAAGAGAUCUGGAAUGUUAUGAAGCUCUGGAUGGACACAGACACCUGAUGGCCUUAACUGCUCCAGGCACAAGGAAAUUGUGGCUGGUUUGCUCACUUAGUCUAUGCAUUGUUUGUCAUCUAUUGAAACUAAUGAAAGAUGCCAUUGUUAGAGGAGAGAGUUAUGGAAAAAACAAGGUAAGUUUGUACUCUGUUUAUGAGUAAUGACUGACAAUUUGAAAGAAUGCAAAUUAAUAUGAAUCUAAAUUGCCAAUAUUUGUAUCCUCAUUUGAAUGGCUGCUUGCAUUUAACCCUCCUGGCAUUGUUUAAAGUCUGCAUCUAUUGAAUGAUCUGUCCAAAUUAUUAUAAAUUUAGUAAUUUACUAUUUCUGCAGACUAAUUUGACUAUGACCCCUUUGAAAAUCUCUGCUGUGGUCAAAUUUAUACUAUGUAGAUUGUAUUUGUACAGUCAGAAAUUGGGUUACUGCCGUUCUGUAGAUGUGCAAAGGUACUCCUAGUUCUCUAGGACUCUGAUAUUUUUGAGCAGUAUGUAAGUGUUAUAUUUUUCUAUUUAAUUUUGAAAUUGUAAAGAUGAGCUGUUUUUAUAAAGCAAAUAUUUAUGUAAGAUUAAAUUGUUAUAUAUUUUUACAUCAAUGGUUUGUUGCUAUAAUAAGCAAUUUCUAAAGAAAUUCCUGUUAUUUGAAGUAUAAUUUCAGUUGACUAGUAAGUGCAUCAAAAGGAAUACUUGGAUAUGAAAUGUAUUUAAUGUGGAUAGGUGUCCUGCUUCAGUUUUUUUUCUCUUCUAAAUAAAACAAUUGCUUGCUAGAGUUGAAAUUGGAGAUUUUAUUUUGUUUAUUGGAAAUGGAUUGAAUGAGUUCCACAUAACUAAUCUCAAAACCUUAACAUGUUUUAUAGCUCUGCGCUAUCAAGUUUUGGGUUAUUCCUUUUCAAGCUAUUUACCAAUGCAUGAUAUUUUGAAUAAGUAUGUACAUUUUCUUCAGAAAUAAAGAUAAUUGAAAGCAA